AUGAGUCCUCCACUGCUGAAGCUUGGCGCUGUGCUUAGUACCAUGGCAAUGAUCUCAAACUGGAUGUCCCAAACUCUCCCAUCCUUGGUAGGACUGAACACCACGAGGAUGUCGACGCCAGAUACCUUAACCUCCUAUCAUAAUCCCAAAGAAGGGUGGCAAGUGUACAGUUCAGCACAAGACCCUGAUGGACGAUGCAUUUGCACAGUGGUGGCUCCAGAACAAAACCUGUGUUCCAGGGAUGCCAAAAGCAGGCAGCUUCGCCAACUUCUGGAAAAGGUUCAGAACAUGUCCCAGUCUAUUGAAGUCUUAAACUUGAGAACUCAGAGAGAUUUCCAAUAUGUUCUAAAAAUGGAAACCCAAAUGAAAGGGCUGAAGGCCAAGUUUCGGCAGAUUGAAGAUGAUCGGAAGACACUAAUGACCAAGCAUUUUCAAGAGUUGAAAGAGAAGAUGGAUGAACUCCUGCCCUUGAUCCCAGUCCUAGAACAGUACAAAACAGAUGCCAAGUUAAUCACCCAGUUUAAAGAGGAAAUCCGGAAUCUGUCUGCCGUCCUCACUGGGAUUCAAGAGGAAAUCGGUGCCUAUGACUACGAGGAACUGCACCAGAGGGUGCUUAGCCUAGAGACCAGGCUUCGUGACUGCAUGAAAAAGCUGACAUGUGGCAAACUGAUGAAAAUCACAGGCCCAAUUACAGUCAAGACAUCUGGAACCCGAUUUGGUGCUUGGAUGACAGAUCCUUUAGCAUCUGAAAAAAAUAACCGAGUCUGGUACAUGGACAGUUAUACUAACAAUAAAAUUGUUCGUGAGUACAAAUCAAUUGCAGACUUUGUCAGUGGGGCUGAAUCAAGGACAUACAACCUCCCUUUCAAAUGGGCGGGAACUAACCAUGUUGUCUACAACGGCUCACUCUAUUUUAACAAGUAUCAGAGUAACAUCAUCAUCAAAUACAGCUUUGAUAUGGGGAGAGUGCUUGCCCAACGAAGUCUGGAGUAUGCUGGUUUUCACAAUGUUUACCCCUAUACAUGGGGUGGAUUCUCUGAUAUCGACCUAAUGGCUGAUGAAAUUGGGUUGUGGGCUGUGUAUGCAACUAACCAGAAUGCAGGCAAUAUUGUCAUCAGUCAACUUAACCAAGAUACCCUGGAGGUGAUGAAGAGCUGGAGCACUGGCUAUCCUAAAAGAAGUGCAGGGGAAUCUUUUAUGAUUUGUGGGACACUAUAUGUCACCAACUCCCACUUAACUGGAGCCAAGGUGUAUUACUCAUAUUCCACCAAAACCUCUACAUAUGAGUACACGGACAUUCCUUUUCAUAACCAAUACUUUCACAUAUCCAUGCUUGACUACAAUGCAAGAGAUAGAGCUCUUUAUGCCUGGAACAACGGUCACCAGGUCCUGUUCAAUGUCACACUUUUCCACAUCAUUAAGACUGAGGAUGACACAUAA
This is a messenger RNA of Puma concolor (puma), 1440 nucleotides long. The record is from RefSeq and is a predicted model, not a curated record. Lineage: Eukaryota; Metazoa; Chordata; Mammalia; Carnivora; Felidae.